AUGGCUCAACUGGGCCAUGUAUUUUCAAGGCCGGGUGGCACGGGCGCCGCAAUUGCGGGCGUCGCGACGGCUGCCUUGUUCCUAGGCAUCUACCUCCGGGUGCGACCAGCACUGGUGGAACUGCGGCCGUUGCCCGUUGAUCGCCAUAUAAUACGCGCGCGGACCCGGAAUGCAGCCUCAUCCACGGCCAAGGCGGCGGACACGAACGAUGCGCCGCCUUGUCCGUACCGUCUAGAUGAGUUCCCGGGCGGAAAGCAGCUUCGGACCUCGUUCGGCACGAUACAGGUAUUCGAAUGGGGGCCCGAAGACGGCGAAAAGGUCCUGCUAUUGCAUGGUAUCGGUACGCCAUGCAUUGCUUUGGGCGACAUGGCUCGCGAGUUUGUAGCAAAGGGAUGCAGAGUCAUGCUGUUUGAUCUUUUCGGAAGAGGCUACUCGGAUGCUCCAGCCGAUCUGCCGUAUGAUGAUCGCCUCUACACCACACAAAUAUUCCUGGCGCUGUCCUCAUCACCGCUUCCGUGGACCGGCACUUCUGCCUUUCACAUCCUGGGCUUCUCGCUCGGCGGCGCCAUCGCCGCCUCCUUUGCCACGUACCACGCCAACAUGCUGCGGUCCGCCACGCUCAUCUGCCCCGGAGGACUCGUGCGCCCCGUCCACAUCUCCUGGCGCAGUCGCCUUUCCUACAUGCAGGGCGGCCUCAUGCCCGAGUGGCUCGUCCAGCGCCUCGCGCGAAAACGACUACGACCGUCGUCGUCGCACCACACGAGCGUCGACAUUCCCGACGGCGCCGAGGAUGCCGACGUCGACUUUGACGCGGUGCCCGUCGCGCGGGAAGCGCCGGGCGGCCCCAAGGUCGGCGAGGUUGUGCAGUGGCAGUUUGACGGCAACGAUGGGUUCGUGCCCGCGUACGUCAGCACCAUUCGCAACGCGCCGGUUUAUGCGCAGCAUGAUGCGCUGUGGGCGCUCCUGGCGGACGAGCUGGCCGUGCGGAGGAAGACCGAGGCAGACCGUCCUGCAGGCCUGGAAACUGGUCGCAUCUGUCUGAUUGUGGCAGAAAAGGACCCUAUUGUCGUGGCGGCAGAGUGCAUCGAGGACGCCCGCGCUGUGCUCGGCGAAGCUGGUGUUGAUGCUCACAUAGUCAAGGGAGGGCAUGAAAUAGGUAUCUCGCGAGGCAAAGAAAUUGCCAACAUUGCCAUGGAAUCCUGGACGAAAUUUAGAAAGAAUUAG
Beauveria bassiana ARSEF 2860 is the source of this 1224-nucleotide messenger RNA. Its product is annotated as alpha/beta hydrolase. The record is from RefSeq and is a predicted model, not a curated record. The transcript is spliced from 2 exons. NCBI's taxonomy places the organism in Eukaryota, Fungi, Ascomycota, Sordariomycetes, Hypocreales, Cordycipitaceae. The coding region runs from base 1 to 1224 and encodes 407 amino acids.